UGAUUUUACAGUAUCUUUCGGAUUACCAUGUCUUCUUCUUUGAUUCUAGUGGUGCUGGUGGUGGUGCUUGUUGGGAUUUCUGAGUCCAUUGAGGCUGAUUCUCCAACGAUAACCUCUUCUCCAAGUCCAGAGAUUCUGAAGUCUGUUAACUUGAAACAUUUCGAACCUCAAAUUUGGAAAAUGCCAAAGAUUGUAGAUGCAUUCAAAGCUGUAAUGUCACGUGAACAUGAACCACGUGAUAUCUUAAAGAGCUCCAGGGAUAUUUUAAUGAACAAGACAACUGAAAGCCUAAUUGCUAUUAAAAAGAAAGCCGAGGCGGGUACGUAUCAGGAGCAGCUGCUCAAUUACCUGCAGAAUGAGUUGAGUCAGUUCGGUCUUGGUGUGCCCCUGGACUUGGCCUUCUCCACCUUGAACUACAUAUGCAGCACCAUCGUGGAUCUCGGAGUGUUGAGAUCCAAAGUAAUACCGGAUAUGUCGCGCAUGAGUUUUCUGCUCCGUUCGACUGAUGAUUGCGAGAACACCAGUAUUCCACUGACGCAGGCGGAACGGUUGUGGAAUACUAAAGGAUUUUACAAGGAUCGACCCACUGUCUUGUUCAUCACCGGCUGGAAAUCGAGCAUUAAUAAUUCCAAUAGUGGCCCCGUGACCAAAGCCUAUCGUUGUCGCAAUGAUACCAAUGUUUUGGUUCUAGAUGCCGCCAACUUCAUAGACACCCUGUAUACAUGGUCCGCCCUGAACACCGAGGCUAUUGGAGCCUAUCUGGCCACGGCGCUCCUCCGGCUGGAUACGAGCUAUGUGACCAAACGGUUCCAUUUGGUGGGUCACAGCCUGGGCGCCCAGAUAGCCGGCUCAACGGGCAGAAACUAUCGGCAAAUGUCGGGCGGACAAAUCCUGCACAGAAUCACCGGACUGGAUCCGGCCAAUCCAUGUUUUUACGACGGCAACGAUCUGGAGGGUCUGCGAAGUGGCGAUGCCCGAUUUGUGGACAUCAUCCACACGAAUCCCGGCAUGCUGGGCACAUCGAAGCGGGCCGGAGAUGCGGACUUCUUUGUCCAGGGACGGAUACCCUUCAAGCCGGGCUGUGAGGAGCUCGAUCCGAUGAGCUGUUCGCACCAGAGGGCUGUGGAUUACUGGACGGAAACGUUGUAUCCGUCCAAUGAGAAUGACUUUCUGGCCAAGCGAUGUAAACGCUAUUCGGAACUGCUGCUCGGAAACGAUUGCAAGGACACGGACACCGUGAUGGGCUAUGCCGCCAAGCCCACGGAUCUGGGACUGUUCUACGUGGCCGCCAAUCCAGUGCAGCCCUAUGGCCCAAAUGCCAAUCUUCAGAGCUACACCAACUCCUCAACGGAAUGUGGAGCUUGUGCAUGAAUAUAUAUAUGUAUAUGCAUUUAUAUUUAAAAAAUUUUAACAAUUUUUAAAAGAUUUUAAUUUAAAAAAGAAACGCAAUAAAAACUGUAAUGUGCAGCCAA
Molecule: messenger RNA, 1472 nt
Organism: Drosophila santomea
Lineage: Eukaryota; Metazoa; Arthropoda; Insecta; Diptera; Drosophilidae
Product: phospholipase A1
Exons: 2
Coding region: 28-1371 (447 amino acids)
Biological process (GO): lipid metabolic process
Molecular function (GO): lipase activity
Source: RefSeq, a predicted model, not a curated record